AUGAUUGGUACAGAAAAUAAUGUGUUUUUUCAAAAUGGUAAGAAUUUAAGUAAACCACACAGUCUAAUAGUAAGGGAUGAUACAAACACGGCUCUUAAAGGAUUAACAUACGAAAAGAAAAUAAAAAAACUAAAUUUUGGAGAACAAAAAGAGUAUUUCGAUUCAAUAAGAGGAAAUGAUCCUAAAGAGAUUUUAAGACCUGUUUUAUUGUGUAUGACGAUAGUCUACUGGGCACUGUUUGCAACUCUAUUUUAUGGAUAUCAUGAGAGCAAAAUAUUAUUUUUUAUAGAAAAAGGAUACCUUAAAACAGACACUAUUUACGAAAUGACAUCCCAUUUAUUAAUUUCAACUGGUGUUUAUGGUGUUAUAGUUUACGGUAUCAUUUAUUUGAUUGUUAAAUAA
This is a messenger RNA of Hepatospora eriocheir, 402 nucleotides long. The record is from the annotation of a GenBank genome assembly. Lineage: Eukaryota; Fungi; Microsporidia; Hepatosporidae.